AGAUGGAUGCCAGAGACAAGCAGCUUCUGCGCUCCCUGCGCCUGGAGCUCUGCACAGAGGUGCUCGUCGAUGGACUCGUUAUUCAGUAUCUCUACCAAGAAGGGAUUCUCACAGACAGUCAUGUUCAAGAAAUAAAAUCCCAGACCACCAGCCAAAGGAAAACCAUGAUGCUCCUUGAUAUUCUUCCUACUAGAGGACCCAAGGCAUUUGAUGUAUUCUUGGAUUCCUUGCAGGAGUUCCCAUGGGUUAAAGACAAGCUGAAGGCCAAGCGGAAGGAAAUGACAGUAGAGGAUCCUGCAGGGGACAAUGUAACUGAAAUCGCACCGUCUAUUCUGAAGAGUUCUCCCACCGAUCAGCAGAUGAACAAGCUCGCGAGGAGCCUGGGGCCCGAGUGGGAGCACGUUGUUCUGUGCCUGGGGCUGUCGCACGCCGACGUCUAUCGCUGCAAGGUCAACCACCCGCACAACGUGCAGUCGCAGAUCGUGGCGGCGCUGGUGCUGUGGAGGCAGCGCUUUGGGCACAGGGCUACCAUCCAAAGGCUGCAAGCCAGCCUGAGGGCAGAAGAGGUGGAUCCUUCUGCCAUACAGCACAUGCUUGAGUGA
Messenger RNA from Tinamus guttatus (white-throated tinamou), 602 nucleotides. The record is from RefSeq and is a predicted model, not a curated record. NCBI's taxonomy places the organism in Eukaryota, Metazoa, Chordata, Aves, Tinamiformes, Tinamidae.